UGUUUAGUUUUAGUUUCUCGGUAAUACCGUUCAGUCUCGAGUGUCUACUUCUACUAAAAAAUGUUUCAUAAGAACUGUUUCAUAAGAAAUUGCGGUUUCGUGAUUUUACGUUAGAAGCGAUUAAUUGUUAAUCACCAUCGAUUAUCAAAUUUUGUGCAAGUCUUUGAAACACCAAAAGUUUUCAAGCAGACAUGUCAACCACGCUCUCGCUGGGAUCCAGCAUUCUUCUUCUACUUGCAAUCUCCGCGUGUGCCGAAGAUGCAGAAGAUAAGGACGAAUAUUUGAAAUUCCCGCCCAACUUCCUCUUUGGAGCUGCGACAGCUGCAUAUCAAAUAGAAGGUGCCUGGAAUGUGAGCGAUAAAGGAGAAAGUACUUGGGAUCGAUUCGUUCAUGAUGGUAGAAGCCGCGUUUACAACAACGAAACGGGAGAUGUUGCUGCAAACUCUUAUUAUCAAUACAAGGAGGACGUUGCUAUUUUGAAGAUGCUAGGGUUCAAUUCGUAUCGUUUCUCCGUGAGCUGGCCACGAAUCCUGCCGACGGGUUUCUCGAACAACAUCAGCAAGGAUGGCGUCCAGUACUACCAUAAUGUGAUCGACGAGCUCAUAGCAAACAACAUCGAACCAAUAUUGACCAUCUACCAUUGGGAUCAUCCGCAAGUUCUUGAAAACAUGGGAGGCUGGUUGAACGAUGAAAUGGUCGACUGGUUCGGCGAUUACGCGAGAGUCAUAUUCAGAGAAUAUGGAUCGAAAGUGAACAAAUUCAUCCCGAUAAACGAACCCAUCGCUAUUUGUAAAAAUGGCUACAGUCUUGGUAUACAUGCUCCUGGUAAAACUCUUCAUGGAAUCGGCGAGUACUUGUGCAUGCAUAACGUGUUGAAAUCGCACGCCAGAGCCUAUAGGAUCUACGAGGCUGAAUUUAAGAACAUGUAUGGGGGCCAAGUUGGUGUUCUGAUCAAUUUAAGCGCCUAUAUGCCGCAAAAUCCUGACUCCGCCGAUGCUGCGGAAACGUCUUUUCAAUUCAACGUUGGUUGGAGCAUGCACCCGAUAUACUCUAAGAAGGGCGAUUAUCCACUUGUGAUGAAAGAAUUGGUGGGCAACAAGAGCGCAGAGCAAGGUUACAUGAAAUCUCGUCUACCCACGUUCGAUGCAGAGUGGAUUAAAUAUAUAAAUGGAACCUCAGACUUUAUGGCUGUAAAUCAUUAUACCGCCAGGCUAGUUACAGCUGGUACUAUGGGACUUGUACCAUCCCACGAAAAUGACCAAGGAGUGAAAGAGUUUAUCGAUAGUUCCUGGCAAUCGUCAGCUACUGACUGGUUGAAGGUUGUACCUGAAGGUUUCCGAUAUGUUCUACGUCAGUUGGCGACAAAUUACGGCAACCCACCGAUGUAUAUCACUGAAAACGGUGUUUCCGAUCACGGAACACUCAACGACGACGACAGAAUCUAUUACUAUCGCGAAUACUUAAAACAAAUGCUUCUCGCUAUUCACGUCGAUGGUGUAAACGUAAAAGGAUAUAUGUUAUGGUCGUUGCUGGAUAACUUCGAAUGGGACAGGGGAUACAGCGAACAUUUUGGUAUCGUCUCUGUCGACUUCAAUGAUCCAAAGAGACCACGAAUGUUGAAAAAGUCUGCUGCCUGGUGGCAAAAUGUCAUAACAGCUGGAAAAAUCGAUAGGAGUUGUUAAAAUUUCUGCUUACCUUAAAUCAUAUACGAUUUAUAUUCGUAAGUAUUGCGUACAAGAUUCCGAUCAUAUUAAUAAAUUAAUUUGUACAGAAUAAUUUAUGAGUUUUUGUAUGAUGUUUUCACAAAUUUAUUCUCAGAGAAGUUUUCUUUUUAGUCAAUAUUUUUCAUUCAUUUUACAUUCAAAUCUUACGAAACAAUUUUAUAUCUUUGACUUCAUUCAUCUUUAUUUUCUUCGGAAGUUUUAAUAAUUUAAAAGCCAGCGCGGAUAAAAAUUCAUCACUGUAAAUAGGUUUUAAAUUUUAAAAAUGUAUAACAUUAAAGAAGUAUGGAUAACAAGAUGGGUGUAAAAGUAGAAAAAACUAUCGUUUGUAUAUAACAACGUGAUAUGUAUAUAGAAAAAUAAUAUUAAAACAUGUAAAAUCUUACCUUCACCUAUGAGCAUUAAGUUCAUUAAUAUUAAAUUAAUCCAUUAUCUUA
This is a messenger RNA of Bombus pascuorum, 2158 nucleotides long. Its product is annotated as myrosinase 1. Gene Ontology annotation, molecular function: beta-glucosidase activity. Bases 192 to 1682 code for a protein of 496 amino acids. Gene Ontology annotation, biological process: carbohydrate metabolic process. The record is from RefSeq and is a predicted model, not a curated record. The transcript is spliced from 8 exons. Lineage: Eukaryota; Metazoa; Arthropoda; Insecta; Hymenoptera; Apidae.